Molecule: messenger RNA, 1245 nt
Organism: Penicillium macrosclerotiorum
Lineage: Eukaryota; Fungi; Ascomycota; Eurotiomycetes; Eurotiales; Aspergillaceae
Product: glycoside hydrolase family 64 protein
Exons: 1
Coding region: 1-1245 (414 amino acids)
Source: RefSeq, a predicted model, not a curated record
AUGUCGACCCUUAACUUUGCGCUGAAGAACCAAACCGGUUCCAAUACGGUUUAUGCCUACAUCACAGGCCAGGCGAUUGACAAUAACAAUGCACUCGUUCUUCUGCAAGCUGAUGGUACCACAGCCUAUUACCCAACUUCGCCGUCAUCAACUGGGACGGCGCUCGCGGUUGACUGCGCCAUUCCACUCGGUGCAUCGGGCAGCACGAAGACGGUGACAAUCCCGCAUAUUGCGGGAGGGCGAAUUUGGUUUUGCCGCGAUAGUAAACUGACUUUUUACCUAAACCCUGGCCCGGCGCUUGUGGAGCCUUCUUCCUCCAACACAUCAGACGUGAAUUAUAACUUGUACUGGGACUUUUGCGAGUUCACCUGGAACAGUUCCCAACUUUAUGUGAACAUUACCUUUGUUGACUUCGUGUCGCUGCCCAUCGCCCUGGCACUGACAAAUACAUCUGGGACCACGACGACUGUUCAGGGUCUCCCAUCCAAUGGGCUGGAUACCAUUUGCACUGCACUGAAAACGCAAAACAACAGUGAUAGUGCCGGCUGGGACAAGCUGAUCAUCACCAAGAAUGGGGCAAACUUGCGUGCGGUCUCGCCCAACAACGGCAUCAACCUGAACAGCUCCUUGUUUUCAACCUAUUACGAUGCCUAUGUCGACUCCGUUUGGUCCAAGUAUGCCAGCGCCACGCUGACAGUCAACACACAAGGAGAUGCUGGAGAUGUCACCGCGACGGUCUCUAAUGGCACAUUAAACUUCUCCACCGGUAACAUCUCGUAUUCGCAGCCCUCGACGGCCGACAUUUUCAGCAAUAGCUCUGGUGCCUUCGCUAGUACAGGCAAUAGCACGAAGGACGCCAUCACCGCUCGUCUGGCCGCUGCCUUCAAUCGCUCGACAAUGUUGACCGUCACCAACCAACCGAACGGAGGCACCGUGUCCAACUACUACCAGAAUGCCGUGACGAACCACUAUUCUCGGAUCUGCCAUGCCACCACCCUCGACGGUCGGGGAUAUGCAUUCCCCUACGACGACGUGGCGCCAACCAACGGAACAGACCAGUCCGGUAGUGUUUAUGAUUCCAACCCCAAGCUUCUGACAGUCACAGUGGGCGGUUCAUCCAGCAGCAGCUCCUCGACCAAGAAGACUACGAAUCAGGACCAGACCGCGCCGUCCCAGGACAACCAGACGAACACCCGGUUUGCUGGUCUCAAGAAAGUGCUCAGCAAGCUGUCCUGCAUGAAGUGA